AAAAGAAAGAAAAGAGAAGGAAAACACUCCCAAACCCUAACCUGCUGUGCCUGGCCUGUCCCCUUCCUAGACGGCGGCUUUGGAGUCGAGGGCGCUGCUAUUUGAGCCUCAAGGUGGCUCCGGCCGCGAGCGGGUAGGGCUUCGGGAUCAAGGUAUUCGUGAUGGCCGACAUCGCGUACAGUUCAUGCUGCGUCAAUGAGGUUGGGGCAUCACGUGUCGUCAACUGCGCGCACACCCGCUUGAACCCAGAAGCUUCCAUGUUCGAAUCAAACUGCGCAGAUCACUCCAAACUUUCCACCAUGGAUUGCCCACCUGCUGCUAAUGUCGGAAUCCACAGGGAUUCCAUGGAGACAAGUUCCAGUGAUAGAUUCGCAGCUCUGAGUAGCAUUGGGGAGGAGUAUAUCUGCAAGGAUAAGCUCCCCCUCCUUCUAAAGAAGAAGCUCGCACCCAUUUGUUACGUUUGGUUUGAACCAUCUCACAUGAUGGACAUAGAGCAGCAGGGGAUUAUGAAGACGAUCUAUGUAAACAAGAUAGUCCAAGCUGGUUGCACUGUUAAAAUAUUGAUGGCAGAUUGGUUUCUGCAGCGACAUUUCAAGAUUGGCACUGACCUGAAUAAAAUACGGAACAUUGGCAACUACAAUAUUGAGAUGUGGAAAGCAACUGGUAUGAACCUUGACAAAGUAGAGGUUGUAUGGUUGUCAGAUGAAUUGAAUCGCCACGCGGUUAAUUACUGGCCACUUGCGGUUGAUGUCUCCAGAAAAUACAGCAUGGAAAAAAUGGCAAGUUAUUGUCGGAACAGGACAUAUGGGCCACAAGGACUACCUGCUGCUGAGAUUUUCUACCCUUGCAUGCAGGUUGCUGCUAUAUUAUGCCAGAAGGCUGACAUAUGGCUCUUCAGCAUGGAUCAGCGAGACAUUGUCAUGCUAGCUAGGGAUUACUCCGAAGAAAUAAAUAGGGAAACCAAACCAGCUAUCAUACUGCAUAGUAUCCUAAUUCAGAUCUGUUAUGUUUUUGUUCUUUGUGUGUUGUCCAGUUUAGUGUUUGGAGCUUUGAUGGUGAUAUUGGAUGCAAUGUAUCCUUAACUUGCAUGAUCAUCUGACGAUGAUAUAUUGGUUACCUAUGUGUAAAUGUAAUGAGUA
Messenger RNA from Triticum urartu, 1139 nucleotides. Its product is annotated as tyrosine--tRNA ligase 1, cytoplasmic-like. The record is from RefSeq and is a predicted model, not a curated record. NCBI's taxonomy places the organism in Eukaryota, Viridiplantae, Streptophyta, Magnoliopsida, Poales, Poaceae. Gene Ontology annotation, biological process: tyrosyl-tRNA aminoacylation. Gene Ontology annotation, cellular component: cytoplasm. Gene Ontology annotation, molecular function: ATP binding; tyrosine-tRNA ligase activity.